GAUAGUGAGAGAUAAUGGAAGGUGGUUCCAAUAGCACUUCUUGCAUAAUGGCUUUUGGAGACAAUGGUAAUGGAUUGUGUCCUAUGUCGAUGAUGCAUCAUCCCAUGACUUCUCAUCAUCAUCAUCAUAAUACAGACUCAUCAGGAUCCUUAUUUCUUCCUCUACCUCUCACUAACAAUCAAGACCAUAACCACAAUAGCAGCAGUGCUUCCUCUUUGAUUAUAGACGAUCAUCAAAACAACAACAGCAACACUGGAUGUUAUUUCAUGGAGUUCAACAACGUUGCCAGCUCUUCUAUUAAGGCAAAGAUCAUGGCUCAUCCUCACUACCAUCGUCUCUUGGUCGCCUAUGUUAAUUGCCAAAAGGUAGGAGCGCCGCCUGAAGUGGUUGCGAGGUUGGAAGAAGCAUGCGCGUCCGCAGCUAUGGGUCCUGCAAGGAGCAGCUGCAUAGGCGAGGAUCCAGCACUUGACCAGUUCAUGGAGGCUUAUUGUGAGAUGCUGAUUAAAUACGAGCAAGAGCUCUCUAAACCCUUCAAGGAAGCCGUGCUUUUUCUACAAAGGGUUGAGUGUCAGUUCAAAACCCUCACAGUUUCCUCUCCAAUUUCUGCCUGUGGAGAGGGUAUUGACAGAAAUGUACCAUCUGAGGAAGACGUCGAUGUGCACAACAAUUCCAUCGAUCCCCACGCCGAAGACCGAGAACUCAAAGGCCAACUUUUGCGGAAAUACAGCGGAUAUCUAGGCAGUCUGAAACAGGAGUUCAUGAAAAAGAGGAAGAAAGGGAAGUUGCCUAAGGAAGCAAGGCAACAGCUGCUGGACUGGUGGAGUCGACAUUACAAAUGGCCUUACCCAUCUGAGUCGCAAAAGCUUGCCUUGGCCGAGUCGACCGGUCUGGAUCAGAAGCAGAUAAACAACUGGUUCAUCAACCAAAGGAAAAGGCACUGGAAACCAUCGGAAGAUAUGCAGUUUGUGGUAAUGGAUGCCACGCAUCCGCACUAUUAUAUGGACAAUGUGUUGGCCAAUCCCUUUUCUAUGGAUCUCUCCCAGAUUCUUCUGUGAAAGAUAAAAAAUA
This is a messenger RNA of Hibiscus syriacus, 1068 nucleotides long. RefSeq names its product homeobox protein SBH1-like. Lineage: Eukaryota; Viridiplantae; Streptophyta; Magnoliopsida; Malvales; Malvaceae. The coding region runs from base 15 to 1055 and encodes 346 amino acids. Gene Ontology annotation, cellular component: nucleus. Gene Ontology annotation, biological process: regulation of DNA-templated transcription. The transcript has 4 exons. Gene Ontology annotation, molecular function: DNA binding; DNA-binding transcription factor activity, RNA polymerase II-specific. The record is from RefSeq and is a predicted model, not a curated record.